Molecule: messenger RNA, 1112 nt
Organism: Poeciliopsis prolifica (blackstripe livebearer)
Lineage: Eukaryota; Metazoa; Chordata; Actinopteri; Cyprinodontiformes; Poeciliidae
Gene: myoz1b
Product: myozenin 1b
Exons: 6
Coding region: 145-879 (244 amino acids)
Cellular component (GO): Z disc; actin cytoskeleton
Molecular function (GO): FATZ binding; telethonin binding; actin binding
Source: RefSeq, a predicted model, not a curated record
CACAGGAAGAACCCGGCUGAUUGGGUUUCAGUCUCUGCAGAGCAAAGAGGACGGCAGGCCGUACAAUAAGAGAUCUGGGAAUCUAAACUCCUGUUCUUCUGGGACCUGGAUCUUUCUCCUGCGGAGACCCGACGUCUCACAGCUAUGCCUCUCUCAAGCUCUGCCCCUUCUAACAAGAGGAAGAAGGCCAGCAAGAUCAUCACUGACCUUUCCCACAUCAGCCAGAAUGAGGACGAGCUGGACCCGGACGCUGCUGAAUUCGACCUGGGCACCAAGAUCAAGACGCCGAAGGACGUGAUGCUGGAGGAGCUUUCCCUGAUGAAGAACAAGGGCUCCAAGAUGUUCAGGAUGAGGCAGCAGAGAGUUGAGAGGUUCAUCGUGACCAAUGAGAACAUGCAGAACCUCCAGAAUCUGCUGAUGUCUCCGCCUGUUGUUCCACCAAAACCAGAGAAGCCAAAAGAAGAAAAGAUGGAAGAGGCAGUAGAUAGUCUGGAAAAGGCAAAGAGGAGGAAGGAAUAUGUCCGCACAUACAUAUCGCCCUGGGAAAGAGCCAUGACAGACGAGGAGCUGAAAGCCACCAUGAAGCCUCGUAUGCCAGGACCCAUCCACACUCACCCGGACCUGCCGCAGUACAAAAGCUUCAACAGGACGGCGCUGCCUUUCGGCGGCUUCGAGAAGGCGUCCAAGCUGCUGACCUUCGAGCUCCCGGAGGUCAGCGCUGCCGGUGAGGAGCAGGAGCCUCUCCCGACCCUUCAGGCCGACAUCCGCUCAAGACCCUCGUUCAACCGCACGCCCAUCGGCUGGGUCUGCAGGGACGGCAGCUCGCACAUCCAGCCGGACGCGGAGGUCGUCGACGACGGCGAGACGGACGACCUGUGACCUGUGAAGACACAUCAGCAUAUUUACAGUCCAAGACUUCAUCACACACAAAGAAAGCUCUUCUGGGAUUCUUGUUCCUGCUGAGGUGCAUCUAUUAAACACACAACUUUAACUGACUGGAAACAAAAAUUGUGAGGCUUUUGUGCCGCUAAUGUCAGAACUGGGUGAAUAGCAGCAGAUUGGCAUGCUGCAAUAUUAAACUAACGUAAAUAUGCAAUAAAUGUUCCCCUUUA